This is a messenger RNA of Acipenser ruthenus (sterlet), 5914 nucleotides long. Its product is annotated as rho GTPase-activating protein 12-like. Bases 438 to 3446 code for a protein of 1002 amino acids. Gene Ontology annotation, molecular function: protein binding. The record is from RefSeq and is a predicted model, not a curated record. Gene Ontology annotation, cellular component: cytoplasm. The transcript has 18 exons. Lineage: Eukaryota; Metazoa; Chordata; Actinopteri; Acipenseriformes; Acipenseridae. Gene Ontology annotation, biological process: signal transduction; regulation of GTPase activity.
GCAGCCCAGGCACUUUGUUUUGGUAACACAUGGCUCCAUUUAACCUGUCCGUAUUGACUCUUGUAACCUGUCUUUGUGCCGCGUAAGGAAGUCAGUCUUCAAUCUCAGUUCUGUGAACUUGCUCUCAAUAUUCUUCAACAGGAAAUGAGAGAGAGACAGAAGCAGGCAAGUUGAGACCAGCGUGCACACAGAACACACAGAGAUAGACAGCUUUCAAGUUCCCAACACCCAACCAAUACAAUCACAAAAAAACGGGUAAGUCUUUAACAACAUUGGAGAGAAAAUAGACACAGGAAAACACAAAACCGCUUCUUCACGUCUAGAGAAUGGAUGUUUACUAGACGGAAUAACAUGAGCCUGCAGCCUCCUAAAGCAAGUUCCAAGCCGACAUCUCUGCAAACCAUCUCCUGAGAAGUGCCGUAGCCUCUUUGGGAGAGAUGGAGAAGGGUUUGCAAUCCACCACGGAGUAUGUGCUGGUGGAAUACGAGUUUGAAUACGCUUCGAGGGACGGCAGCCUGAUAACAAUCAAACCCAAUGAACGGUACAUCCUUCUGUCGAGAACAAACGACAACUGGUGGCACGUUAGAAAAGAUGAAAACACCAAAGCCUUUUACAUCCCGGCCAAGUACGUGAAAGAGCUACCAUCCAAAAUACCAUCUGUGUUGGAUUUCCACCCCGCCAAUGUCGACAGCAAGAAAGAUCCCUCCUUCGAUUUGAUGAGUGACAAGCCAACUGACGCAAGAGUCCAGUUGCGUUCUAACUUAAACUAUAAGAAAAAUGAGUACCGUUUAUCCACGUUUGGUGUCCCAAUGGAAAUACAUGAUUCCGUUUAUAAACCUACAGCAUCUGAAUCUUUGAUUGCCAUAAAACCUACUUCAGCAGAACUCAACACAUCUCCACCAUGCACCACAAAUACUUCACUUCAAGCAGUCAACCAGAAAAAUGUGAAAAUAUACAGCCUGGAGCCUGGUUUCUUGUUAGGUCCCAAAGGAUCUGUGGAUGAAUGGCCUUCACAUAAUUUAAAAGUAAGAGCAGGAUACACUGUGGGACUUAAUACAGCACCAUGCUUAAGCCCAUCUGAUCCAGUUCGACCACAGUCCACGAGGGACAAUUUAAGUGGAACGCAUAAGUCUGUAGAUAACAUGCACAAACAAAACCAACCACCCCCAGUUAUAUCUAGACCUGGAAGACAGCGUGCAAGCUCUGAAAGGACAUAUGAUGAGAUUGAAAAUGUGUAUGAGUCUAUUCCAGACAUACUGGAACCAAAAUAUACCUCACCAGCAAAGGGAACAGCAACCACUACACCAAAGCUUGAAAGUGAGAAUCCAGAUGCCACUGUGUAUGCGAAUGUUGCUGAGCUAAAACAAGAAGCUUCCCGGAUUUCUCCCACUCCUCAUUCCACAAAAAGACAUUUGUCUUCAGAGACUCAGAACUGGGAGGUGCAUACAGACCAGGGGAGUGGACAGGAGUUCUACUACAACCUGGACACCAGAGAAACAACCUGGGACAGCCCGUUCAGUGACCAGGAGGAGGCUACUGAGGACCAGCCUUCCACCUCCCCCUCCCCCUCCCCCUCUCCCACUGCGAGCCCCAGCGGCAGCACGGAAUGGGAACAGCACCUUGACGAGGCUAGCGGCCAGUACUACUUUUACAACCCUCAAUCCGGAGAGACUUCUUGGGAGCCGCCAGAGCAAGAGGAGCCGUCGUUGCCACAUCACAUGGAGGCUGAAAACCAGUCACAAAGCAGGCAACCCCUUCCAGAAGAGGAUUAUCUUACAUUCUCUGAAAAGCAGGAUGUGGAGGUCUCUCCGAAUUUGUUACUCGAAAACUAUUCCACAGUCAAGAGAGACCGGAUCCCCCAGGUUAAACUCGAUGCAGACAUGCCGGAGGGCUGGUCAAGCGAGAUAGACAAGGAUGGACAAAUGUGCUAUACAAGCAAUUACACCCAAGAACAGUGGAUAAAGUCAAAGGAUGAGCAUGGACAGAUCUACUUCUACAAGACUGAUGGAUCAAAAUCUCAAUGGACCUUACCUCAGCUGUAUCCUCGCCCCAACCAACCACGAAUAAGGAACGGAUUUGACCCAGAUGGCAAAAUGCCGAUGGAGAAUUGGCGGCACACGAUGAUUGCUCCAGUCUCUCACAUGGGGUCGCAGGACCAGGAGGGCACCAAAUGUUUACCUACACACAGAAGAAAUGUGUCGUCUGAAUUUGGAAAAGAGGCUUUGAGUUAUGGAAACCCUCUUGAAACCCCACAACCUUCAAAUAAUCUGGAAAAGGCGGGCAUUCUUAACAAGACGAAGACUGUCGAAAAUGGAAAACGACUCAGAAAAAACUGGACUCAGUCAUGGACUGUUCUGCAUGGGGAAAUUCUAACCUUUUACAAAGAUCCCAAAUCUCAACAAACAGGGACCUUGAAGCAGUCUAAUCAGAUUGUCCCUGAGUAUACAGUAGAAUUACGAGGAGCAACGAUUGGCUGGGCAUCGAAAGAUAAAUCUAGCAAGAAGAACGUUUGUGAGUUGAAAACCCGUAACGGCUCGGAAUACCUAGUACAGUAUGACAAAGAAACUAUUAUCAACGACUGGCAUAAAGUCAUAAUGGAGACCAUCAGGAAGCUGCGUCCAGAUCAUCCUUCGGAAGAUGAAGAAAGUGUGAACGAAUCCUUUGACAGUGAGAAAUCCCCAAGUGCCACAGACAAAGACAAAGAGAAAGACAAGAAGAUCCGCUCCACACGACAAAGUUUCUCCAGCACGCAUACAGACACAGAUCCAAAGAAGGUGCGCACUAAAUUGAGGAAAUUUCUGCAGCGCCGACCAACACUGCAGUCUGUCAGGGAAAAGGGGUACAUCAGAGAUCAAGUUUUUGGAUGUUACUUAGACGCACUGUGUGAGAGGGAGAAUACAACAAUACCAGUCUUUGUGGAGAAAUGUAUCCAGACAGUAGAACAACGAGGUCUAGAUAUAGAUGGCAUUUAUCGUGUUAGUGGGAACUUGGCAGUCAUUCAGAAACUGCGCUUCAAGGUAGAUCAUGAGGAGAACCUGGACUUGGAAGACGGCCUAUGGGAGGAUAUCCACGUUGUUACUGGAUCCCUAAAACUCUUUUUCCGUGAGCUGCCAGAGCCCCUCUUCCCUUUCACCCACUUUAAGAAUUUUAUUGCUGCAAUCAAAAUUCCUGGCCAUAACGAGAAAAUAAACUACAUGAGGGAUUUGGUGAGAUCUCUUCCUCGGCCCAACCAUGACACCAUGAGUCUUCUCUUCCAGCAUUUACGCAAGGUGGUGGAGUACAAGGAGGUGAACCGCAUGUCUGUUCAGAGCGUGGCUAUCGUUUUUGGACCCACACUCCUGAAACCGGAAUCUGAAACUGGAAACAUUGCCAUGCACAUGGUCUUCCAGAAUCAGAUUGUGGAAUGCAUUCUCAACGAUUAUGAACACAUAUUUCAGGACAGCUGAGUCGGGACUAGGCAGUGUAAACUUGGAAAUCAAAACUCACUUUUCAUAAUAGAAGCAUUUAGCCGCAGGUACACCGGAUGCUGCAUGAUGUGCACAUUUUGGAUUUCGUGACUCCUCACAUUUUGCACAAAAAAAAGAUUGUCGACUUUCACUUUAAGAAGUUUUAAUGAAAGGGAAUCCACGUCCGAUUUGGUAUUCUUUUGGCACUUUACAAGUCAAAUUGUUGUCAAUAUACACUGGGCGACGGAGGCUGGUGCCUGAAAUUGACUUUGAAUUCAGUCCUUCCACCACUUUAGACAAUGCUGAUUUCUACAUAGGUAUAUAUGUUACACGGGCAAAAAGCAGUUUUAAAAGAUCUUCUUGUAAUCCAAUUGUAUGGUUUUGAAAUUGAGGCGGUGUUGGGAGUGUAAGAAACAGGCUUCAAAAACCAGUUCCAUAUUUUUUACUGUAUUUUUUAGCUGUAUUUUUCUCUAUCCGUGCUGCAACGAAACAGGAUUAUGUAGUUAAGAACAUAAGAACAUAAGAAAGUUUACAAACGAGAGGAGGCCAUUCAGCCCAUCUUGCUCGUUUGGUUGCUAGUAGCUUAUUGAUCCCAGAAUCUCAUCAAGCAGCUUCUUGAAGGAACCCAGGGUGUCAGCUUCAACAACAUUACUGGGGAGUUGGUUCCAGACCCUCACAAUUCUCUGUGUAAAAAAGUGCCUCCUAUUUUCUGUUCUGAAUGCCCCUUAUCUAAUCUCCAUUUGUGACCCCUGGUCCUUGUUUCUUUUUUCAGGUCAAAAAAGUCCCCUGGGUCGACAUUGUCUAUACCUUUUAGGAUUAUGAAUGUUUGAAUCAGAUCACCGCGUAGUCUUCUUUGUUCAAGACUGAAUAGAUUCAGUUCUUUUAGCCUGUCUGCAUACGACAUGCCUUUUAAACCCGGGAUAAUUCUGGUUGCUCUUCUUUGCACUUUCUAGAGCAGCAAUAUCCUUUUUGUAACAAGGUGACCAGAACUGAACACAAUAUUCUAGGUGAGGUCUUACUAAUGCAUUGUAAAGUUUUAACAUUACUUCCCUUGAUUUAAAUUCAACACUUCUCACAAUAUAUCCGAGCAUAGUUCUGCAAAAAUCUGAACGUGGCUAGAUUUCGUAAGUGAUUGUUCUUGAAGUCUGAACGAUGGCUACUCUCAUGAAAAUAAUGCACCCAACCACUGUGCCUGAAUUGUGCCCAAAUGGUUUGGGGAGCGUGAUACGCAUCUCCCUUGGCCACCUUGAAUCGUAAUCCAAUUGAGCAUGCUUGGGAUGAACUAGAGCAAUGCAUUCCACAGUCCUCUUCUACCUCUCUGCACAAAUUGCCAAUAUUAACUACUGAAUGGAUUAACAUCCCUCAAGACACCUUCCAGCACCUUGUGGAGUGUAUGUCAUAUUGUAGCAAGGCUGUGAUCAGCAGUGUCAUCUCACUUGCUGCAAAACAUGUCAGUCAUUAGGGGAAGCAGCUGGUUGGUUAAUGACAGGAAAGGAGGCGUUAGAGGUGGACAGAAAUUCACAUUUCCGAGGUUAAAUGAGGAAGUGCACUUUCUUUAACCUAGUAUGGUACCAAAUACCAAUUUUUAAACUUUAAAUAUAACAAGUGCUUCUUUCAAAACUGGAUAAAUUAGACCUAUAUAGCAAAUGGAACUAAAUGACAGUAAAGAUUAAAUGUAUUAUUUCACUUGCUAUGAUGCCUUUAAAUUGUACUAAAGUGCAGUAUUAGAUCAAGAGACAGGAGGGGUAUGGGGUGGCAUAGGAGGUAUUGGAAAGAGGUGAUGGGGUUUAUUUAUGGUGAAAGUAAUGGAUAAAUCGGAUGGCUGCCAAAUAAUAUCUGCAAGAACUGUCAAUCCAGUUGUAUUUGGCUAAUGCUUGAGUCAAGUUAAUAAUAUUAUGAUUUAUUAUUUUAAAGAUGGUUAACUCAACGGGUGGCUUUUUUUUUUACCUUAAUAUAAUGUUUUAAACAUCAUACAAGUGAUUACGUAUAUGAAAGUGUGGAGUUUUAAAAUGUUCUGUAUGUAAAAAAGGCACUUGCAUGCAAAUUCUAUACCUGUUCAUUAGCAUGAAGCAAUGUUUGUUGAAGAUAAGCCCUUGAUAUGUAAUAAUAACUUUAAUGUCUGAUAUUGUGGACAGAAUACUGUAUUAUAUGAAGUUGUUUUUUUUUUACUGCCAUUAUCUUAAAUAAUGUCUAAGAAAAAGUAUUCAGUAAUAUACAAAUGUACAGUUUGUACAGUUCUUACUAAUAUAUUUGCAAGACUUUCAAAUAUAUAUAUAUAUUGAGCAAGCCAAUGCCCAACUGUAUAUUUCCAAAACAUUUAGGUUUAUUCAAGACUGGCAAAUGUCCUAUUUGUUUAUGUUUUUGUGUAUAUAAAUAAGGCAACAUACCGGUAAUGAAAGUUUAUUAACUAUUAUGAGCCUGUGCAUAUACAGUUUAUUCCAUAAAAUAAAAGAAGUACAUUUUUAUGA